Polypterus senegalus (gray bichir) is the source of this 1073-nucleotide messenger RNA. It is a transcript of the gene mrpl11, whose product is annotated as mitochondrial ribosomal protein L11. NCBI's taxonomy places the organism in Eukaryota, Metazoa, Chordata, Cladistia, Polypteriformes, Polypteridae. The coding region runs from base 98 to 700 and encodes 200 amino acids. Gene Ontology annotation, cellular component: ribosome; mitochondrial large ribosomal subunit. Gene Ontology annotation, biological process: translation. The transcript is spliced from 6 exons. The record is from RefSeq and is a predicted model, not a curated record. Gene Ontology annotation, molecular function: large ribosomal subunit rRNA binding; structural constituent of ribosome.
ACCAAGAUGGCUGCGCCCAUGUGAACGGUACGGCAUGAAGGAUAUUUCUCACAGAUCUGUCAACUAGUCGCUAUUAAGUUACCGUGACCGUUUAACAAUGUCGAAGAUUACAAAAGUAGCAAAGGCUGCCAAGAAGACAGAUGUAGGCACUACAAUUCGAGCCAUAGUCCGUGCAGGACAGGCAGCUCCCGGUCCGCCACUUGGACCCAUCCUUGGGCAGAGAGGAAUUUCCAUAGGUCAGUUCUGCAAAGAUUUCAAUGAGAGGACCAAGGACAUCAAAGAAGGAAUCCCUUUGCCAAUUAGGAUCAUCCCUAAGCCUGACCGGACAUAUGAACUCAAAAUACAUCAGCCUACAGUCUCUUACUUCUUGAAGGCUGCAGCUGGUCUUGAGAAAGGAUCUGGGAAAACAGGUCAUGAGGUGGCGGGCAUGGUUUCUGUGAAGCAUAUUUAUGAGAUUGCUAAGGUGAAAGCAAAGGAUGAGAGCUUUAUCCUGCGGAACAUGUCAUUGGAGAACGUCGUCAAGUGUAUCAUUGGCAGCGCACGCUCCUUAGGCAUCAAGGUUGUUCAUGACCUGUCUGCCACAGAAUACCAAACAUUUCUCCAGGAGGUGGAAGAGAAGCGCAAAGCAGAGGAGGCAGCAGCAGUGGCGGCGGCGUCGGCAUCAUCAACAGAUCUCACAUCUGCUGGAAAGAAGAAAUAAGAACGAGAGAGGCCAUCAUCAAUCCGUAUUUUUAAAAUGCUAGAAAGCAAGCAACUCCUCUCCAGUUUCCUUUUGCUACAGCUUGUAAUUUGGAGAGAAUGAGGUCUGAUGCCAGUAAAGAGUAAUUGUUUUAAAGAUUAUAAAUUCCUCUUUUUGUCAGCCUUUUCUCAUUUGCAAUAGUCAUGUCAUGGCUUAUUUUUUCUCACAGUUUGCAUUGAAGUCACACAAUAUUCUUUCAGUGGUUUAGGACCUUCUGAUAAGAUCAGUAAUAAGUACAUUAAGUCCUUAACUGCCUUUUGCAAGCUGUACAUUCUUACAUUCUCUAAAUUCAUUUUCUCUCUCAUGUAUUUAAUAAAUUUUUUUCUACUGAAAA